Messenger RNA from Trichomycterus rosablanca, 2731 nucleotides. It is a transcript of the gene hnf1a, whose product is annotated as HNF1 homeobox a. The record is from RefSeq and is a predicted model, not a curated record. The coding region runs from base 241 to 1983 and encodes 580 amino acids. Gene Ontology annotation, biological process: insulin secretion; liver development; positive regulation of DNA-templated transcription. Gene Ontology annotation, molecular function: DNA-binding transcription factor activity, RNA polymerase II-specific; RNA polymerase II cis-regulatory region sequence-specific DNA binding. Gene Ontology annotation, cellular component: nucleus. The transcript has 11 exons. NCBI's taxonomy places the organism in Eukaryota, Metazoa, Chordata, Actinopteri, Siluriformes, Trichomycteridae.
AGAAGGGGACAAAGUUCAGCCUGAGACAACCAGAGAGCGAGAGAGAGACAGAGAGAGGGAGGAGGAGAAAGCAAAGGCAGAAAAUUCACCUCCGAAAGCAAAACAACGGCAGGUAGAAACAGAGACACGAGACUCGACCAGGGACUAGAAAAAGUGGACGAGAGAAGUGGACGAGUCCUCGCUGGAAGCUGUUAAAGGGAUAAAUAAAGUGUACAGAGGGACAGAGGAAUCAGAUCAGUGAUGGAAGGAGGAGAAGAUGGAAGGAUGGAAGGUCCAGUCCAAAGGCUCUCAGCUCUGCAGCAGCAGUUGCUCUACUCUCUGCUCAGUUCUGGUCUGACCCGAGACGUUCUCAUCCAGGCCGUCAGCGAGCUCGAGAGGGAGAGGAGCCGAGCUGGAACGGGAACCGUUGAAAAUGGGGCUGGAACGGAAUCGGAUCGCUUGGAAGCGGCCGAUCGGACGGAUGGAGAGAGUUCAGAGGAUGGAGAGAGUGACUCCCCUCCACCAAUAUUCAGAGAGAUAGAGCAACUCCCGCCGGAGGAGGCGGCGCGACAGAGAGCCGAGGUGGAACAACUGCUGCAAGUGGACCCGUGGCGUGUAGCGAAGGUGGUUAAGACCUACAUGCAGCAGCAUAAUCUUCCUCAGCGGGAGGUGGUGGAGUCGACCGGCCUCAAUCAGUCUCACCUGUCUCAGCACCUGAAUAAGGGCACGCCCAUGAAGAACCAAAAACGUGCCGCCCUCUACAGCUGGUAUAUCAAAAAACAGGACGAGAUCAGCCAGCAGUUCACCAAUGCCAGCCGUGGGUUGGUUCUCGGCGAGGAACCGGGUGAGGAGAUCAGAAAGGGGAGGAGAAAUCGGUUCAAAUGGGGUCCAGCGUCACAGCAGAUCCUGUUCCAGGCUUAUGAACGUCAGAAGAACCCAAGCAAGGAGGAGAGAGAGGGGCUGGUGGAGGAGUGUAACCGAGCUGAGUGUUUGCAGAGAGGAGUGUCUCCGUCUCAGCUGGCAGGUUUGGGUUCUAACCUGGUAACAGAGGUUCGUGUGUAUAACUGGUUCGCUAAUCGGCGUAAAGAAGAAGCUUUUCGACACAAACUGGCACUCGACCCACCCUUUAGCAGCCAGUCAGCCUCCAGCAUGGAGCAGAUCCUCCCACCUACGUCCACACAAGCUUUAAAGUUCACUUCGUCUUUAGUGUGCGAGGGUGUAGGGUUAGUUCGAGCUGGUGGAAAUGGAGACAGGGUCGACGGCGGUCACUUAGGACCGGUUCCGAUCCAACUGGAGCCGAGCCACACGCUGCUGGAAACACAUCAGCACAGGACGGUACCAGGAGGAGGUUCUCUUCCCCCAGUCAGCACCCUCACCUCUCUGCAUGGCGUAUCCUACCCACACUCUGGAUCACCUCAGGGUCUCAUCAUGGCCUCAUUACCCAGCGUCAUGAGUCUGGGAGACUCAUCUGUACUCAUAGGUCUUACAUCCGCUCAGCCACAGACGGUUCCCCUUAUCAACAACGUUGGGGGCGGAUUUACCACGCUCCAGCCAAUCACCUUCCAGCAACAGCUCCAUGCCCCCAAUCAGCAAACAAUCACACAGCAGCUGCCGGGUCACAUGGGUCCCAGUUCCUUCAUGGCAACGAUGGCACAGCUGCCCUGCCACAUGUACAGCAGAACAACAGACCUGACCUCGUACCCAUCCUCCAGUCUCCUGUCUCAGGCCAUGGUCAUCACCGACAGCAACAGCAUAGGAACGCUAGCUAAUCUCACCACGGUCCGACAUAUUCUGAGCUCAGAUCCUGAGGAACACACUGAUCCACCCAUCCAGGAGGAAUCGAUCCACCUACAGUCCUGCUCUCCAGCGCCAGGGUCCUCGGGUAGUUUGGACCUGUAUCCUCAAUCCCAGUCCAGCGAAUCUCACACCUCUCACCUGCUCGUCUCAUCACCAGGAGACAUCGGCCCCUACAUUCCUACACAGAUGGUUUCUACUGCUCAGUAACACUACUGGAUAUAAUGGGACAUACCAUUAGUGCCUCAGUAAUAGGGGGGAACUCCUAGUCACUGUUGCUAAAGCAUGUAUGGAGAAAACCACUGGUGGACUUUAACAUUAAUGAACGUUUAGCUUUGCUAUCUGCUGCCUGAUAAAAAACAGAAUUUACACUGGACAACAGUGGACAAACGCAUCGGAUGAUCACAGGAUGGUGCACGCUACACCAUCAGUAGACCAUGAAGGGUCACAUGUCACUACUUCGCUGUACAAAAUAAUACAAAGUUAAAAGUAUGACGUUUAUUACAGGGUGCAUGUAAUAGUUCAGUAUAAAAUAUUUAGAUAUUGGCUGUAUCAGGCUGCACAAGGAGCAGAGCAGGGCAAGGGCGCUGCUUCAGCUGGUAAGAUAGAAGGCUGUGUCUCAAACCACAUACCAUUUACCAUACAGUCUGGUCAUAUUUAGCCAGUAUUCAGCAGACAGGAAGAUUUUUAGGCUCUGUGUGCAGCCUGAUAGGUGCAUUGUUUAGUUUUUCUUGCUCGCUGAUUGGCUGGUUCUUAUGGUUGGGACCUCUGGCACCUCCCAAAAAAAUGAAAGUCUGAAAAUGAUGUACUGUUCACUAGAAAUUAAUAAAUGUAGAUCUGAUCAUUGAUACAACUCUAACACUGAGCAGUUCAGUCCUGAUGGCUGUUGUACAAAGAAGUCUAAUUAAUGUAAAAUAUAAAUAAUGAAACAAAAAAAUUAAAUCAUGUAUAAAAAUAA